AUGGAGGGUUAUGACGAUGCAAGAUGCCUCCCUAAAAUCCCAAAGCUCUUCCCUACCUCUGACUCGCAACCAGACCUCGUUCUGUAUUCCGCAUCCUGUGAUGUGACGAGUAGCAAUACUCUCCACGCUCUUGAUACUUCGGAGAUCAUACAGUGUCUAAAGGACGACACGGCCUCAGUUCACUCCUGUGCCAGUUCUACACACUCGGAUGGCGAUUGUCAAGGAGAAGCCACGGAAGACUGGAGAAAUUUGGGCAACGAAGCUCUCAACCCAGAUGAUCACUCUAAUGAUACUAGUUCCAGCAGUUCGGGUGGAACAACACCAAACGCACAUUUUCUCGAGUCGGGCAUAGACUUGAUUGACGCUCAAGAACAAGUACCGCAGCCCUUGACAAGACACCGCCUACAAUCAAUACCGGAUACUCGACUAUACAAGCUGGGUUCAGUAUACAACAAGCUGAAAGGUAUGGCAGAAGAGUCGCAGGCUGCCACUGCUGGUAGUGACACACCUCGGCCAGACCCUAACGCUGAUCCUGAUGACACUUUUGAAGAUCUUGGAUCAACCUCAGAACCGGAGUAUCCAGCUUACUACAUCUUCGACCCCCGGUCAACUGGCUCUGCGUACUAUAUGUAUCAAGAUGCUGAUACACAAGAAGGCUACAAGAUUGAGAAAGUUCCCUUCAAGCCCAUAUUGCCAGAGCCAGGACAGCGAGCAUACUGCAUUGAGGCGUCGGAGAAAGAUCAAGGUGAGCCCAGACACGCGAGCCAAGAGACAUUGUGGAGGGUCGACUCGUCUCGCGUUCCUGCAGUUAUCAUUGAUUCCGACAGCUCAGAUUCCCACGAAGCGGUAGUGGGCGAGAACGAACCUUUGUACGCUGGCGAUGAAGCAACUCAAAGCAUUGCCAGGAAAGUGAGUGAUCGGCUUCAGAAGAUCCGGCAUUUGAGGGAACACCUGCGUGUCAUCAACGGCAAAGGGCGUGAUGUCCCAGAAGCGAGAGGACUGUAUCUCAUUGGCGACAAAGAUAUCCGCGACGUCGUCAGUAUUGUAUUGAGUGAAGUGUUCAAGAAUGGUCAAAUCGACCGAUCCGAAAGAAGAACUACAACAGAAUCUUCUGAGGAUCGACCCUUACCAAAGUUAGACGGAGACUCGAACACCAUCCUGAUGCCUACGCCUACAGCAGUAGAUCCAGCAACAACCAUAAACCUGCCGAAUACCUCUUACGCGAAUAUUAACGCAUCAGACAUGCAAGUUCACACAAAAGUCCGUGGUGCGGAAUCUGAUGCAACGACGACAGUCAUCACACGGCGGAGCGUUGCUGAAAUUGUUUGGUCUCGGGCUUAUCCUGAAGGCUAUGGUCCGGAUUCGCAAACGCAUGGUCGAACUGUGUCCGACUGUUGCUCACCCACUCAUGGAGGCUCGCGUUCGUGUACAGAUGAUCGACGACAGAGUCAUCCUAAGGUAGCUCAAGGCGAUCCUACACUGCGACAUUAUACUACACCAAAGAGUACAGCUGAAAUCCUCGCGGACAUUAUGUGCAACAAAAACUUUGAAAAGCAGUUGCGAGUCAGUGAUGGCACUGUCAUAACCUCAUUUCCGAGGCUCUUUUCCCGCGAUCUGACCAGCGACUGGCCAAGAUCAUCUAUAGAUGGCGGAGACUUGAACAAACCGGCGGCGUCUACUUUGUACCAUCAUGGUGUUGAUGCCCGCAGUGGCCUUCAUGAACCAGUACCCUCACCUGCCAAUGAGCACCCCCCGAUAGGUCCAACAUCCCGGACAAACGGCGGUUCACUCUUUGAUACAAACCCCUUCAACCAUAGACUCAAGAAUAAAUACUUGCCAACCCCUCUCGCAGCAGAGAGAAGACUGAGCGCUUCCCUAGAUGCCGAUACUCAAAGACGCCGCAGCACGCUGAUAGCUGACAUUGAAGAAGAGACUGUGGAUGAUUGCCAACCUCGCCCUGGUCUUAUGAACAAGAUCAAGCACGGUAGCCACAAGCUUUUUCACAAAAGUCAUUUUCGGAGGCCAAACAGGAGUACAACGACCGAAGAUGAUGCUUUUGAGGAGAGCAGUGUCGUGCGUUCAGGGAACAGUACAGGAAGAGGAAGAUCUCCAGAGCCGCCCAUAUCGGAUAGCUCAAGAGUACACAAGACCGCAACAGGGAGUCAGGUCAAUGUCGCCUCAUAUGAAGAGGGGGUAUGUUCGGAGGAUGACGAGCCACACAGAUGCGUCAACGAUUGUUCGUCUCGCGAUCUAUCUCCCAAAUGA
Molecule: messenger RNA, 2265 nt
Organism: Fusarium poae
Lineage: Eukaryota; Fungi; Ascomycota; Sordariomycetes; Hypocreales; Nectriaceae
Exons: 2
Coding region: 1-2265 (754 amino acids)
Source: RefSeq, a predicted model, not a curated record